This is a messenger RNA of Pocillopora verrucosa, 2596 nucleotides long. RefSeq lists its product as uncharacterized. The record is from RefSeq and is a predicted model, not a curated record. NCBI's taxonomy places the organism in Eukaryota, Metazoa, Cnidaria, Anthozoa, Scleractinia, Pocilloporidae.
AAAAAAGAUAAUAAGUUAAAAGUAGACUGCUUUGUAUCCUUUGUCUAAACGCGGUUACGUUUACCACUCUAGUUUUGUUUCUAGAACAAAUACUAAGAUAUCAAGUGAAAGUAACGUUCGCAAGCCAUAUGCAUCCAGUUUUUAGGCACUCCAAGAUGAUACUUGCUUUAAGUGUCCUAGUUUUCACGCUGGUUCACAGGAGUGUGGUGUGUGAUGAACUGUACCCUAUCUCACAAGUCGAGGACCUCCUCCAGAAUCAGCCCGAGUGGACCUUGGCCGACUACAGUGAGCCUGUAGAGGGAAAACUUUCUGAUGAACCAUUUCUAGCUUCAAACUUGCUUCAGAACGACCCCGAUCAAGAUGACCUGAAGUGGAUGGAGACUGACAUUGUGGCCAAGUAUAAAUUUAAGAAAGAUCCCAAGAAAGAUAUGUGGAUAUUUCAACCCAACUUCGCAGGACAAAUCGGCACAACAGACUUUGCCAAAGAUGCGGAUAGGAUAAAGAAGUUCUUUAAACGAAACAACGAUUGGGCAGCUAUGAAAAAAAAAUUCCGCACUCCUACUAGCUGUCUUCAACUCCUGUACAUCACUGCCGCUAGGUAUCUCUUUGUGACACACGUUCUUUACGUUCUAAGUGGUAAUAAGCUAAAACCUUGCGUGAGAACAACGGCAAAGAAAAUCGAAAUCCCUGACUCUGUGUGCUUUCCUGAGCCUUACGGAUCAGCUUCUUGCACUUCGGACUACGACGUCGGGCUUGUUGGAAAAGACGCUGGUACGCUUACAGAGAAAUUCAACAACUUUUUCCAAGACAGAAAUGAAUUCGGGAAACCCUCGGAGAUCGUUUUUGACACAAAUGUCUACGCUUUCACCCUGGAGUACGCCAUGCCACUUCUGUUUGUUAAACUACCGCCUACAUUUGCCAAAGAUGUAGAGAACAACGAAAAAACAUUAAACAGCAAGAUGCAAGAAUUAGCCAGCGCUUAUUACAAGGUCUACAAGUACAACAUAAAGUUCUUCGAAACGAUGGUAAAUGGAGCAAAGUUAUCAAUGAAGGGAGCACCUAAAUCAAAAGUCUUCUUAGAAAAGUGGCUGGAAACCUUUAAGAGCUUGGAUGCUAAAAUUCCGAUGAGACCUGGGGGAGGAGUGACAGAGAGUGGCCUGAGACUGGCCCAUAACAAUCAGUAUCAAGCCCUGGUGAAAGAAAUGACUUCAAAAGGAGGAUACAAACCGGCAUUGUUAGAUGUUCUUGCAAAGGCCCUGAUUUACGCAGCUGAAGCUUAUCACACGCGAGGCGCCAUACGACAUGUAGUGGGUGGCACACAAAUGAAAGUGAUUGACAUAUCGACGUCACUUUCGCUUAUGGACCUGUGGGUAUCCAUGAUCGAAAACUGGGGAGAGUCAAACAAGGAGUUUGGCCAUUGCCAGAUGGAACCUCUGGAGGUAUGCUUCCUUAAGAUGAGUAAGUACAUGUGGAGAAUGUUUAACGCAAUGAACUUAAUCCGUACUAAAAUAAAACCCGAAAACAGGCUUGGUUUGGUGCACUUUGGAGAGGGCAUGAGCGAUCCUGAGUAUGCGAUGAGAAUGUGGCUCGACUACAAAAGGCAAGGAAAGACCGCCAUUCCAAAGCAACAGGACAAAGUUAUACAGUUUUUGAGACAAUUCAAAUGCGAUAAAGCCCAAAUCGGUCAGCCGAUAUCGUCGACCUGCAUCGCGAAGAUGAAUGAUAAAGUCAACGCCUACAACGAGAGAUUGGCUGCGCAGUGGACCGACGCACCUGUGCCACCGCCCUGGCGCUACUAAGAUUUUACAUCGUGAUAUUUAUUGCUUUUCGAUGGAGCAAGAUGCAGUACAAAAAUUAAAUUAAAGUGACUAUAUCAAACAAAAGUAACAAUGGUACAUAUCAAUAGGAGCCAGUGGGUGCUCAAGAAAAAUUUGUCUGGCCAGCUCCAUCAGUGCUUCAAGUUUAGCACCUGAUUUAUUGAAACAAAACACAUUUCACCUCAAACAAGGGAAUCACUUGACCCUUUAACACUUCAAACCCAUAUCAAAUUUGUAAUUCUCCUUACUGUCAACCAUACAAUUCAUAUAAUGUUAGUUCAGAGAAUUAAGUAUUGGAUCAACUGAUUAUCCCCAAAUUGACUCAUGGGAGUUAAUUCCCAUGAGUGACCAGGACAAAAUCUCUCCUUACAAUAUCAAUACAAUAUCAAGCAGAAAAUGAACAAGAAUACAGAAAAAUAUCAAUUAGGAGUAAUAAGUUGAUCCAAUACCAGAUUCUCCAAACUAACAUCAGAAGAACUGUAUGGCAGAUGGUAAGGAGAAUUACUAACGAGAUCAUUGAAGUGAAAGAGUUAAAAACUUAUUCCACUUCUUGAUGUUACUUAACUCUCAUUUAAUUUUAUUGCAUAUAAAAUAACUUCCUUUUUCCAUUUGACAUCAUAGGUAUCAUAGUAUACACUAUAUAUGCAUUGGAAUUAAUGAAAGGACAGAGUUAACCCAUGAGAUCUCUACAAUGCUCAGUUACGAAUUUACCAAAAACAUGAAUAAUUACUAAAUAAAUGUUAUGUCAAUAAGAUAUCAAGCAGCAAGUGAUGAGAAUA